Messenger RNA from Andrographis paniculata, 3009 nucleotides. RefSeq names its product protein fluG. The transcript has 18 exons. The record is from RefSeq and is a predicted model, not a curated record. Gene Ontology annotation, molecular function: glutamine synthetase activity; hydrolase activity. NCBI's taxonomy places the organism in Eukaryota, Viridiplantae, Streptophyta, Magnoliopsida, Lamiales, Acanthaceae. The coding region runs from base 132 to 2663 and encodes 843 amino acids.
AUCUAUAUAUAGGAUAGGAUGGCGUGACAAAAAAGACGACCUAACGGAAGCCCCGUCCGACUCCGACAGUCAAAACGGUUUCUUCGAUCGAGGAGGUACGAAGGUCAGGAAGAAGAGAUUCCGUGUGAGAAAUGGAUAGAUUUGCUGCUUUGAAGACGGCGGUGGAGACGGCGGAGCUGGUGGAUGCGCACGCGCACAAUAUAGUCGCGGCGGACUCCACCUUCCCGUUCCUGAACUGCUUCUCCGAGGCCAGCGGCGACGCCUUGUCCAGUGCAAUCCAUACCAUUACUUUCAAGAGAAGUAUUAGGGAAAUCGCAAAACUUUAUGGCUCAGACUCUUCAUUGGAUGCCGUUCAAGAAUAUCGUUCCAGAUCUGGAGUGGAAGAAAUCACUGAAAAGUGCUUUAAAUCUGCUAGAAUCUCUGCCUUAUUAAUUGAUGAUGGACUUGACUUAGACAAGAAAUAUGAGAUCGGGUGGCACAAUGCAUUUGCACCAUUUAUUGGUAGAAUAUUAAGAAUUGAACACGUGGCUGAGAGAAUUCUUAAUAAGGAUACACCUGGUGGAACAACAUGGACACUGGAGCUGUUUGCAGAAUUAUUCACUGAUAGCUUGAAUUCGCAUAUUGAUAAAAUCGUUGGCUUCAAAAGUAUAGCCGCAUACCGCAGUGGACUUGAAAUUAACCCAAGUGUUUCAAAAAAGGAUGCUGAGGACGGCCUCAAUGAAGUUUUAAGAGCUGGAAAGCCUUUCCGCAUCACAAAUAAAAGCUUUAUUGAUUUCAUCUUCAUCCACGCAAUGGAGGUUGCUCAACACUUAAACUUGCCAAUGCAGAUACACACAGGUUUUGGAGACAAAGAUCUGGAUUUAAGACUGUCCAACCCCCUUCUUCUUCGUAAUCUUCUUGAGGAUACUAGAUUCAGUAAGAGUCGAAUUGUUCUGUUACAUGCUUCAUAUCCAUUUUCCAAGGAAGCAUCAUAUUUGGCCUCUGUUUAUCCCCAGGUCUAUCUAGACUUUGGGCUGGCAGUGCCUAAACUUAGCUUUCAUGGGAUGAUAUCCUCCAUGAAAGAGCUUUUGGAUUUAGCACCAAUGAAUAAGGUGAUGUUCAGUAGUGAUGGUGUUGCAUUUCCGGAGAGCUUCUACCUAGGUGCCAAGAAAGCUCGUGAGGUUGUAUUUGCUGUUCUUCGAGAUGCAUGCAUUGAUGGAGAUCUUUCAAUUCCUGAAGCUUUGCAAACUGCUAAAGACAUAUUUUCUGAUAAUGCAAGGGAGUUAUACAAAAUCAAGGCUGUUGGACGAUCUUCCGAUUCUAAUAUAUAUUCAUUUCCCAUCUCUUUGAAUCAUGAUGCAAAUGCUUCUGUUGAUGGUAUUGCAUUUGUUCGUAUUAUUUGGAUUGAUGCUUCUGGACAGCAUAGGUGCCGUGUGGUUCCUCAGAAACGUUUUUACACCCUUGUUAUGAAGAAUGGAAUUGGACUAACAUGUGCGUCAAUGGGGAUGACCUCCUAUGCUGAUGGUCCUGCUGACGAAACUAAUCUUAGUGGAGUGGGUGAAAUCAGACUUAUUCCUGAUCUAUCAACUAGAAAUAUAAUCCCUUGGGCAAAAGAACAAGAGAUGGUCCUGGCCAACAUGCACCUUAAACCGGGAAUUUCAUGGGAGUAUUGUCCAAGAGAAACGCUCCGACGAGUUGCAAAAGUUUUGAAAGAUGAAUUUAACUUGGUAAUGCAUGCUGGCUUCGAGACUGAAUUCUAUCUCCUUAAGAACGUGCUAGUGGAUGGGAAAGUGAGCUGGGUGCCAUUUGAUGCAACUUCAUACUGCUCCACAUCAGCAUAUGAUGCAGCUUUUCCUAUCCUCAAUGAAGUUGUGGCUUCUCUUCAGACCUUGAAUAUUGCGGUGGAACAGUUACAUGCAGAAUCUGGAGAUGGUCAAUUUGAAAUUGCACUAGGUUAUACAGCUUGUGAAAAUGCAGCUGACAACUUAGUUUACACACGAGAAGUUAUUCGAUCUGUGGCCAGAAAACACGGACUAUUGGCGACUUUUGUACCUAAGUACUCUCUUGACAAUAUUGGCUCUGGAUCGCAUGUGCACGUCAGUUUGUCGGAGAAUGGAGAGAAUGUAUUUAUGGGGUCUGCGGGAACAAGUAGAUAUGGCAUAUCCAAGAUUGGGGAGGAGUUUAUGGCUGGGGUACUGAAUCACCUUCCUUCAAUAUUAGCCUUCACAGCACCACUUCCAAAUAGUUAUGAUCGUAUCCAACCAAAUACAUGGAGUGGAGCAUAUCAGUGCUGGGGAAUGGAAAAUAGAGAAGCUCCUAUUAGAGCAGCUUGUCCACCAGGAACCGCACACGGCUCUAUAAGCAAUUUUGAGAUAAAAGCAUUUGAUGGCUGUGCAAAUCCUUAUCUUGGCCUGGCUUCCAUAAUGGCGGCUGGAAUUGAUGGUUUGCGCACACAUGCUACUCUUCCCGAACCAAUAGAUGACAAUCCUGACAACAUUAAAGACAAAGUGCUACGGCUACCAGCCUCGCUUUCAGAAUCUGUCGAAGCCCUGGAAAAAGAUGCAGUGCUCAGGAAGUUCAUAGGCGAAAACCUUUUUGUUGCCAUCAAAGGUGUUAGAAAGGGUGAAAUUAAGUACUAUGCAGACAAUCAGGAUGCCUGGAAGAAUCUCAUUUUCAAUUAUUGACUCUGCCCAUCUCCUUUUCAAGAUCAAUUUGGCUACAGGUUUUUCUCUCCGACUCCUGAAUUGUCACGAUUUCAUUUGUCUGAUUUAAACCUUAUUUUCUUUUGGUAAAUUCCGGCUUCAAUGAAAUGAGACGUAAUGUUCGCUGUCAAGAUAAAUCACACUAGGGAAGUUGUGUGUGACAACAAAAUCAAUAAAAGGUAUGCCCAUUCAAGUCCACCAACUCGACCGCCUCUUUAUUUUAUUUUCCUUAGACACCAGUUGGAUUCCUCUAUCAAUUAUUUACAAAGCGGGGUUUGGUAUCCUUUUAAUACUGUAUAACAAUCAGCAGCGUUCUGAUUUUAUUUAA